CAAAAUCAGUUUACGUGCGGGAGUUGGUUGGUUGCAUCAUCUAGGAUCCCUUUUGUUCCUAAUCUCAUCGGUAUCUCUAGCUACUUGGGAGGCCUUUCUGCGAAUUAGCAAAUCAUGUUAAAACCAUAAGCUGUCAGCCUUUAUAUAUCGUAGUGGCAAGUUACACAAAUAGCCACAAUCCUAACCUACGCGUCGUUUAUCGUCGUAUUUCAGACGCAACAGUUUCAGUUUCUGAAGAAGUAACAAAUAUGGUACUAGGGUACACUGUCAACCAUCUUUUUCAACAUCCUGUUGAAAAAGUUGUAAAUGCCCAUCGAAAGUCAUAUGACGAAAGCAAAGACAUAAUCGAAGUAAAGCAAGUCGAACAUGAGCACGAUGUACAAGGCCUUGAAUAUGUGAAAUGGAUUAUCACAUCAUUCAACCCCAUGCCCAAUAUUGUGAAAAAGAUGGGUGGAAUGGAUCAUCCAAAUAUUCAAACAGAAGAAGAAAUGUGGGUAGAUGAACCUAGCAGACGCCACUGGUUUCGUCAGCAAAAUAUUUCUUUCAUUGACAACAUGAUUCUGCAAAAAAACUCAACAUUUGUACCAGAUUCACACAACCCAGAUUGGACUUGCUUUGAACAAGCAGGAGCAGUUGACAUGUCCAACCUUGGUUUUGUUGGCAAGGCAUUAGAGUUACUCUACAAAAAUGUCAUGGAGAAUGAUGUACGCAAACAAAUUGCUAUGAUAGAGGGAAUUCUCAACAAAAAACUUUGAGGGUAAACUCUACUUUACAUAACUUUUUGUAAUAUUUUAAAUUUAUUUGUUAAGAUUUUUGUUAGAUUACUGCUUUUAUUGUUAUAUAGAAAUUGUUCUUUAACUGAUUUAUAGUGAUAGUUUAGGUAGGUACAUUCCAAUACUGGCAAAUAACUAGAAUGGUGCUAAAACUUA
This is a messenger RNA of Frankliniella occidentalis (western flower thrips), 929 nucleotides long. RefSeq names its product PRELI domain-containing protein 2. NCBI's taxonomy places the organism in Eukaryota, Metazoa, Arthropoda, Insecta, Thysanoptera, Thripidae. The transcript has 5 exons. Gene Ontology annotation, molecular function: phosphatidic acid transfer activity. The record is from RefSeq and is a predicted model, not a curated record. Gene Ontology annotation, cellular component: mitochondrial intermembrane space. Gene Ontology annotation, biological process: phospholipid transport. The coding region runs from base 249 to 755 and encodes 168 amino acids.